Messenger RNA from Drosophila santomea, 1127 nucleotides. RefSeq names its product peritrophin-55. Bases 360 to 1022 code for a protein of 220 amino acids. The transcript has 2 exons. Gene Ontology annotation, cellular component: extracellular region. NCBI's taxonomy places the organism in Eukaryota, Metazoa, Arthropoda, Insecta, Diptera, Drosophilidae. The record is from RefSeq and is a predicted model, not a curated record. Gene Ontology annotation, molecular function: chitin binding.
AUUGACAUGACACUCGGAAUGAGAAGUUCCUAUUUGUUGCUCACUUGACAGCCAGAUUCGGAAUAGUUUCCGCCCCGUUGUUAUCUGGCCGAGAUUACCGAGACUUCGGGGCAACGAUUCUAAGGCGCAAUUAAGCGUGGUUGGUAUUGGUUGGCAUUGCUGAUUUCAAUUUCGCACCCGGGCUGACAAGACACGAAUUAAUCUAGAAGCGGACUGAUUAAACGUGCCUAGCAUGGGCUGGCUCCACAUAAAAAGCCCUUCGAGCUGCCAGAAAUGCAUCAGUGAUCGGUGAGCCGAGUUAGCAGCCAGACGCAUUUCUUCUUCAGUCUCGCAAGUAACACCAAAAUAAAACCAUCAACAUGAAAGCCGUGAUCUUUGUGCUUACCGCCUUGCUGGCCGUUGCCGGAAAAGCCCAUGCCGAAUGCGGAAAAGUUCCGCAGUAUUCGGAAAAGAUCGAUCCCGUUGAAUGCCCAUUGUCUGCAAUCCAGUUGCCCAACUACGAGAACGCCACCUUCUACUACCAGUGCAGUAAAGCGAACACCACCUCCAAGUCGACCGCCACAUUGACCACCUGCCCUACUAACACCUACUUCAACUAUGCCAUGCAGGAAUGCAUGACCUGCGAUACUUACUUCCCGAGCACCCAGUGCAGCGGUCUGAAAAUCAACGUUACCUGUGUGUCCAUCGCCACCACUGUUGCCCCCACUGUUGCCCCCACUGCUGCCCCCACUGUUGCCCCCACGGUUGCCCCCACGGUUGCCCCCACUGUUGCCCCCACCGAAACCACCGUUGCCCCCACCACUAAGGCACCUGGCACCACCGUGCCCGUCCCACCAACUGAUGCCCCUACAACCGCCACCACCGUUUCCGACGACAUCAUAACCCCCUCUGGUACCACCAUCUCCGUGCCCCAGCCCCCAUCCCCCAACGACAGCAACGUGCCCACUCCAGUGACGCCCGCGCCUACAGCUCCAGUCAUCAACGACACUCCUCCGACCGCGGCUGUGGCCGGCACCGAUUAAGUAACUCCUCGAGUUAAUUCUAUCAAAAGCCUCAGGAUUUUUGUCUGAAUAAAGUGUCGACACACUCAUUAUGAAAAGGAAGUAACUUUUAGUUUUUUUUAACAG